AUGGGUUUUGCGCGCGUGGAACGUGCGGCCCAUGCGAAAUUGACAAAAUAUUUGGCUGACAAAAUCGCGUUUAUGUGCAGAAAUCUGAAAAUUCUCACAGAAAAUGGAGAUCCAUCGCAAGGCUGCCAACGCAAAGCGAAUCUUUUCGAUGUUGUAUUCAUGUACAAGCUAGCAGGAAUUGAUUUAGGUAAACUUGAAGACUACGUUUCUACUGUUAAGCCGUUUCCACCAGACCCAGAUGAGGAAGUUUUAAAAUCAGAUGAUCACAAUGGAUCGUACUCUCAGUCAAAUUCGAAUGGUCGCGUGAUUGAAGCAACAAGCAGAAAACACACAGAAUGUGCCGGAACGACUAAAACAAUGCCCUCAUCAAUACCACAUUUCGAUGAUCUUGAUGACCUGCAACUUGGUUUUAAUUAUUACAAGCCGGUUGUCCCAAAGGCACCUCCAAACCUAAUUGAUCCGUUGCCGCAGAAGCCAGCCGAUCAGAGAAACCGAAAAUCGUCUUCAAAGCUGACCGAUCGCUCGCUUACUUUUAAUACUGAUAGUGACGCAAUAUCGACAAAAAAGUCGCAUUCGUUGCCAACUGUCUUUGAUCGAGCUGGGAGUUCAAAGCCGAGUUUUCUAAUCUCGCCAAUCAAACCGAUUAAUGCUCGUCCAGAACGACCGAAACAACGUGGACGUAUACCGGCUUAUAGGCGCGAAUUUGAGAGGCGUCAUGAGGAGCGAUUGAGAUUUGAGCAGCAGAUGGAACUAAAACGAAUAAUGGAGGCUAAACAAAAGUUGAUUGACCGCCAACCUAAAAUGAGCAAGAGACAGCGAUUGAGCGUUGUACCCGUAAGCUCGCAUGACUCAAAAGAAGAGGAGGCGGCAAGAGGAUGGGAAGCGGACGAGGUCAGUAGAAUACAGCCGUCUGAUACAAACCUCCAUGGUGAUAAUUAUCCGGACCGCAAUGUGUUUGUCGAUUUGAAACACGAUAAAAGUUUGGUUCUCAAAAUUCGAAAACAUAGAACAUUUUCCUCUGAGCCAGUCUUCAAAAAACGUCCGAAGAUACGGGUUGUACCCCCAAAACCACCGGUCAUCGUCGUUCGUGACAGAGAACCCAUUCCGAAGUUAAGCAUCAAUUUCAAGCGAAUUUCGGAGGACAGUAUCAUCGUGAAACGAAUGACCCAAAAUAAUUAUGAGCAAGUGGAUUAUAAUCAAUGGAAAACGAUUGAGAAAUGGUCGCAUUAUAAUGCUCUCUCAAAAGUUGUGCCAAGAAAACGUGUUCCUCUGAGAAUCCGUCUUCGUCGUAUGAAAGACCAGUACGAAGUUGUUGAAUGCAAAUGA
This is a messenger RNA of Caenorhabditis bovis, 1326 nucleotides long. The record is from the annotation of a GenBank genome assembly. Lineage: Eukaryota; Metazoa; Nematoda; Chromadorea; Rhabditida; Rhabditidae.